Brettanomyces bruxellensis is the source of this 819-nucleotide messenger RNA. RefSeq lists its product as uncharacterized. The transcript has a single exon. Gene Ontology annotation, molecular function: 1-(5-phosphoribosyl)-5-[(5-phosphoribosylamino)methylideneamino]imidazole-4-carboxamide isomerase activity. Bases 1 to 819 code for a protein of 272 amino acids. Gene Ontology annotation, biological process: L-tryptophan biosynthetic process; L-histidine biosynthetic process. Gene Ontology annotation, cellular component: cytoplasm. The record is from RefSeq and is a predicted model, not a curated record. Lineage: Eukaryota; Fungi; Ascomycota; Pichiomycetes; Pichiales; Pichiaceae.
AUGACCCGCUACGUCGGAUGUAUAGAUAUUCACGGCGGAAAAGUCAAGCAAAUAGUGGGCGGAACAUUAAAUCAGGAUGAUACCGAACAGAGCAAGAAUACUUGCAAGUCGAACCUAGAAACGAAUUUCGUGAGCGAAAAAUCUUCAUCAUACUAUGCAAAACUAUACGAGGAGCACGGAAUAACAAGAACACACGUGAUCAAGCUUGGAUCACUGGAAGAAAACAACAAAGUGGCAAUUGAAGCAUUAAAAGCGUGGCCCAAGCAUUUGCAGAUAGGAGGAGGCAUAAAUGACACAAACGCGAGGUACUGGAUACAGCAGGGUGCAGACAAGGUGAUUGUGACGUCGUGGCUCUUCCCAAAAGGGCAAUUCGACAAGUCUCGACUCGAGAGAAUCUCGCAACUGGUCGGCAAAGAGCAUUUGGUGGUCGAUCUCAGCUGUCGGCGCAAUACAGAAGGCCAAUGGGUAGUCGCCAUCAACAAAUGGCAGACUUUGACACAGGUGGUAUUGAGCAGGGAGACUUUUGAGUUAUUCGAGAGGUACUGCUCGGAAUUCCUCGUUCAUGCAGCUGAUGUUGAAGGCCUUUGCAAGGGCAUUGACCAGGAGUUGGUGGCCAAGCUUGCAGAAUGGUGCACUUCACCAAUUGUGUAUGCUGGGGGAGCCAAAUCGAUCGAUGACUUGAAGUUGGUUGAUAAAUUGAGCCACGGAAGGGUUGAUUUGACUUUCGGCAGUGCUCUAGAUCUAUUUGGCGGCAAGCUGGUCCGUUUUGAGGACUGCUGUAGGUGGAAUCAGCAGCUGGAAGGGCCGAGAAUUAACUGA